Molecule: messenger RNA, 1294 nt
Organism: Anthonomus grandis grandis
Lineage: Eukaryota; Metazoa; Arthropoda; Insecta; Coleoptera; Curculionidae
Product: rhomboid-related protein 2-like
Exons: 7
Coding region: 134-1222 (362 amino acids)
Cellular component (GO): membrane
Molecular function (GO): serine-type endopeptidase activity; calcium ion binding
Source: RefSeq, a predicted model, not a curated record
CUGUGUAUUAAUAAUUACUUAUUUUAAAUAGUGAACUGUUUUAUGGUAAUUAGUAUGACAACCCAUAAAAAACAUUAAUCGGUGUGUUAGUUUAUUGAUCUUGUUCAGGGAAUUGCUAGACCUAAGUGAUAACAUGCAAGAAAAACUGAAAGCAAUAAAAUUAGAUAGCCUGAGCGAGGAUGGAAUGAAAUUUUUUCAAAGCGUUUUUAAUAAAUAUGACAAAGACCAUAGCGGCACCAUAGACAUAAAAGAGCUGACGACGAUGUUGCAGGAGGACAAUGACGUCUCACAUAAAAUAGUAAAAAAACUGAUAAAGUAUAAUGACAAAAACGGCGAUGGAAAAAUUGAUAUAGACGAGUUCACUAAUAUGCUCCUAGAUAAGAAGUUUAAAAAAUUAUUUAGAAGAUAUGUUAACAGUUAUGUGAACUUCGUAGUACCCCGAAACAAACUUUAUAGAGUAGUAACGUUAGAAGGAGAAACAUACAUAGACAGCCCUUACGAAGAGGGGAUUUCCUUCUGGCCCCCACCAGCUUGCAUGGUACUAAUGUCCAUAAUCGAAAUCAUUUGUUUUGUGGUCAAUAAGUCAUAUAAUAACGAUCAACCAGACGAGAGAGGCCCCCUAGCUAUUCACCUGAUUUACGAUCCUUUUAAAAGACAACAAUGCUGGAGAUUUUUGACUUAUAUGCUGGUGCAUAUUGGGAAAAUGCAUCUAAUAGUAAACUUAAUAGUCCAAAUACUGUUGGGAAUACCAUUGGAAUUGAGAAAUCGUUGGUACCGUGUGUUGCCGGUGUACCUUAGUGGAAUAGUGGCGGGUUCUUUACUCUCCUCCAUCGUGGAUCCCAGUGUAUUUUUGGCGGGAGCCAGUGGUGGAGUUUACGCUAUCCUUACCGCCCAUAUAGCCAAUGUCAUAAUAAAUUUUCGUGAAAUGAGUUUUCCAUUAGUGCAGCUUUUUAUAUUCGGUACAACCAUUUUUGCUGAUAUUUCUGUUGCUAUUUAUAACCGGUACAAUACAUCUGAUGAAGCUAUUAGUUAUGCGGCUCAUUUGGGAGGAGCGGUUGCGGGCUUGCUGGUGGGAAUUUGGGCACUGAAGAACGUAGAACCAACAGAAAAAGAAAAAUACCUCUGGUGGAUCGCUUUUCUGUUAUACUUCAUACUAAUGGGUGUGGCUAUAAUGCUCAAUAUAUUUUGGACGGAGCAUUUCCAGCCGUCCAAAUGGUUAUAAAAUGGUUUUUUUUUUUGAAAAGAGAGACUGUGACUGAGAAUUCGUUUUAUAAUUAAAAUAUUUAAAUUCAAA